Phycodurus eques (leafy seadragon) is the source of this 7236-nucleotide messenger RNA. RefSeq names its product ATP-dependent RNA helicase DDX3X-like. The coding region runs from base 462 to 2678 and encodes 738 amino acids. Gene Ontology annotation, molecular function: RNA helicase activity; ATP binding; RNA binding. Gene Ontology annotation, biological process: gamete generation; cell differentiation. Lineage: Eukaryota; Metazoa; Chordata; Actinopteri; Syngnathiformes; Syngnathidae. The record is from RefSeq and is a predicted model, not a curated record. Gene Ontology annotation, cellular component: nucleus; P granule. The transcript is spliced from 20 exons.
UUAUCCAUUCGUUCAACAUAAUUAUAGAGACGCUCCCGAUCACAUAAAGACAUUUGAAACGUGAGCAAUUAUUCUUCAUUAUUUCGUGCUCGACUUCACGGUUCCGACGCGUUCUCCUCGACUUUCAUUUGACCUUUAUUUUUCCAGCAUCACCGGAUGUUUUUUUUUUUUUUCCCCAGUUUUGUUCACGCGUGCUUUCUUAACACAUCUUCAUUCCCAGCUGUAGAACAAAUCGCCAUCAGCUGGGUUUGCAUCAAGUAGCACCUUGGUGACCAAAGUAGUGGAAUUUUUGUAAGCAUCUUCAAGGUGCGUUGUGCAAAGUGUCGACUAUUGUAACCUUUAAAAGCUGCCCGAUCUCUCUUUUGUCGCGGCGAGGCACGCGACAAACGAGCAUCGAACCCCCGGCAAACAAAGAGCUUUUUUUUCUCAACGUCAACAUUUUUCCUCCAUAUUCCAUAGUGAUGAGUCAUGUGUCCGUCGAGAAUGUCCACGGUCUAGAACAACAGCUCGCUGUCCUAGACUUGAAUGUGGGAGACGGACAAGGUGGUGGCACCAACCGAAGAUACAUUCCUCCACAUUUACGGAACAAAGAUGGUCCUAAAAAUGGAGGAAAUGUGUUCGCUGCCAGGGCCGGCUACACCAUCGCACCCGCCGCCGCCUUCGGUUGGGACGGGGGCCGCGGCAACUUUGUCAACGGCUACCACGACAACCGCAUGACUGGCGGGAACGCUUAUAACCGAGGACCGCCUCGCAUGGAGCGAGGCCGAGGUGGUGUGGGCGCCGGCGGCUAUCGUGGCAACAGAGGCGGAUCCUUCAAUCCCAUCAACACCGCUCCGCCGAUGGGCUUCGGCUUGUACGAAAACAAAGAUGCUGGCGGGUGGAACACUGCCAAGGACGCCUACAGCAGCUUUGGAAACAACAGAGGAAAGUCUGCUUUCUUCAAUGACCGAAGCAACGCAAAUCGUGGACGGUUUGACCACGGUGGCUACAGUGGCGGCGGAGGUGGGAAUAGCCGCUGGGUGGAGGAGGCCAGCAGCGACGGAGACUGGUCCAAACCGACGCCGCUCAACGAACGACUCGAGCAAGAGUUGUUCGCCGGCAGCAACACUGGAAUUAAUUUCGAGAAAUACGAUGACAUUCCUGUCGAGGCGACUGGACAGAACUGCCCUCAUCACAUCGAGAGUUUCCAGGACAUAGACAUGGGUGAAAUUAUCAUGGGCAACAUUGCGCUGAGCCGUUACACACGCCCGACCCCUGUCCAGAAAUACGCCAUUCCAAUUGUCAAGUCCAAGCGAGACCUCAUGGCCUGCGCACAAACAGGUUCUGGCAAGACUGCUGCAUUCCUGCUGCCAAUUCUCAGCCAAAUCUACGCAGAGGGACCAGGAGAUGCCAUUAAUGCGGCUAAAGCCUCUGGGCAGGAGAAUGGAAAAUAUGGCCGUCGUAAGCAGUACCCCAUUUCUUUGGUCCUGGCCCCUACUCGAGAGCUGGCACUGCAGAUAUAUGAUGAAGCCAGGAAGUUUUCCUACCGGUCCAGAGUGCGUCCCUGUGUCGUGUACGGAGGAGCCGACAUCGGCCAGCAGAUCCGAGAGCUGGAGAGAGGCUGUCACCUCCUGGUGGCCACGCCCGGAAGACUGGUGGACAUGAUGGAGAGGGGCAAGAUUGGGCUAGACUACUGCAAGUACCUUGUCCUGGAUGAAGCGGAUCGAAUGCUGGACAUGGGCUUCGAGCCGCAGAUACGGCGCAUCGUGGAACAGGACACCAUGCCUCCCAAAGGCAGCCGGCAGACCAUGAUGUUCAGCGCCACCUUUCCCAAAGAAAUCCAGAUUCUGGCCAGGGAUUUCCUGGACGACUAUAUCUUCCUGGCAGUGGGACGAGUGGGCUCCACCUCCGAGAACAUCACUCAGAAGGUGGUUUGGGUGGAAGAGAGCGACAAGAGGUCUUUUCUCCUGGACCUGCUCAGUGCCACGGUCAUCCCCAGCGAAGUGCAGGACAAUGCUGGAGAGAACAUGGAGAAGCCUGGCAAGGACUCGCUGACUCUGGUUUUUGUGGAGACCAAAAAAGGCGCCGACGCCUUGGAGGACUUCCUGUACCGGGAAGGUUACGCCUGCACCAGCAUCCACGGCGACCGCUCCCAGAGGGACAGAGAGGAGGCUCUGAACCAGUUCCGAUCUGGAAAAUGCCCCAUCCUGGUGGCCACAGCUGUUGCGGCUCGUGGACUUGACAUCUCCAAUGUGAAACACGUUAUUAACUUUGACCUGCCCAGUGACAUUGAGGAGUACGUUCACCGUAUUGGACGCACAGGACGAGUGGGAAAUCUGGGACUGGCCACGUCGUUCUUCAACGACAGGAACGGGAACAUCACUAAAGACCUGUUGGACAUCCUGGUUGAAGCCAAACAGGAAGUUCCUUCCUGGCUGGAGAGCCUGGCCUAUGAGCACCAACAUAAGAGCAGCAACCGCGGACGCUCCAAGAGGUUCGCUGGUGGUUUUGGAGCACGUGACUAUCGUCAGACGGCCGCCGGAGGCAACGCCGGAGGCUUUGGAGGGCGUGGCGUUCGGAACCAAGCGGGACACGGAGGAGCCCGCGGCUUUGCAGGAGGCGGCUUCGGAACCUUCUACACGAGCGACGGCUACGGAGGCAACUACUCGCACUCUCAAGUUGACUGGUGGGGCAACUAGACCAUGAAUUCUCUCACGCAUUUUGUCUUUCUUCCUUUCUCAACUCUGCCGUCUUCACCACAUCUGCCGCCCUAGUUGACAUUUAGAACCCGUGUGCAUGCUCUACAAAUAUACUCAUUAUUCAGCACCCCCGCAACCUACCUGGACAAUGUAAUCUACAUUUAUUUCAUGCUAAAAGCUCACAAGAGACAACAUGGUAAAAGGAUUCUUCCGUUCGGCUAUUUGACAACAUUCCCCCUGUAGGAUGUUUUCUUUUGUCACUUUUAAUAUUUGAGUUUUAGCUCUGUUUUGUUCUGCCCUCACUCAGUCACACAGACUUCCUGCGAGCUGCUCCCGAUCCACGCGUCAUCUUUGUGUUGAAUGCAUGUCCGCCAUACAAGUAAAACGUACACAACUGAGACAUGAAACCAAUUCGGAAAUGGGAACUGGCGGAGGCCUCCAUCUGGAAGAGAGGCCACAAAUAUUGCUCUUAUUUUUUAAACCCUUUCUUUUAAUUGAAGUGCAGAUGUCUUAGAUUUGUGAGGAGACCCAGGAAGUUCUGGGAUGGAAAUUGGAACGCUAGCAAGCAUUGUUGCUCAUCACUUGAAAUGGAAUCGUAGGACUUGUGCUUUACUUGGGGAAAAAAAUAACAACAAAGUAAAAUCAUUUGUUUUUGUACUGUGCCUUCAAGAAUUCAAGCAUUGGCUUUUCUUAUUUCUGUUCUGUGAAAAACACACAUUUAAUGUCAUGUAUAGGUUUGUUAUCUUGAUUUCUCUUUGGAAGGAAACAAGCUAGACUUGAACUAAAUCAAACCUUGGCAAAACAAAACUAAACUUCGUAAAACCGCCAUGAGGAAACUCAAAGGUGAUUCCUCGUUCUCUGAUCCGGUUCCUAAAAGCAUCAAGUUCAACCCUCCUGCAGUAGGCUUUCUGCUUUGAGAAAUCGGAUGUCAAUCUUGUGGCUCUGCUUUGAGCUGGAAGUCAAGAAGUUCCUGGCGCAGUCGCCAAAAGUUGGCAGUUUCAGUAACUGCGCCACUAAGCAGUGCAGCGGUCAAACUUCAACGCAUCAAACUUUUAGGAUGUACAUUUUCUUUUUCUUCCCCCCGAUCGAUUGGUGACCUUGCUGCUGCUGUUUUGUGAAGUUCCAUUUGUCAGCGCACGUCUGUCGUGCCAACUCUUGGCGUCCGUACGCUCCUGGGAACCUGACUCCGCCUACAGCCGCCAACUUUGAAGCCCUUCUUGGCCAAAAGCGUCUUUCAAGGGGAAGCGCAACUCGAAAGACUCCGAGAUCCAAAAUUCCCUGCUCACUCUAUCCUGGAGAGUCACAUGAAGAGUUUUCUCUUACAACAAAAAAAUCAUUCCAGUAUUGCUUUGAGUGUUUUUGGAUAAAUUGCGGUCAGGGAUGAAUGCAUACGUCGGGCCCGAGUGUCUCCCAGCAGGGCGGCCGCUGGGAGGCCGCUUAGAGGACUGAGGCAAACACGAGAAAUAGUUUGCUUACUUUUGAAGGUUUGACAUCGGCCCGCCCAGUCUGUUUCUCCAAACCACACUUUGAUGAGGAUGAUGGGCCACGCUCACAUUUUGCCCCACCUGGCGAGUAGCCGCGCUAGACGACCGAAAGCCACAAAUCGAGGACUUGCCCCGUUUUGCGCGUGGCCCUGCUGCGAAACCAGGUCGUGUCUCGUCGAGGAACGCCACCUUUCAUUCCUAGUGUCAAGUCAAAAAGUAGGGGUGCAAAUGGAUUUUAUUUACAUGGAGAUCUGAAACACAUUAACAUGUAGAUAACGUGUACAUAGUUGAAAGUAUGCUCGGUCGCAACGUUGUCUCGAGAGCCGAGUUCAGUGGACAUUUAGAUUCCAUUCAAUAGAUUUCCUCAAAAUUGCUCACUGGCUUUGAUGAAAACAGCCAAGCUGUGGGCUCAGACAGUAGGACAUAUGCAAGUGUUGUUGUUUUUUUUUGGUCAAGCAAUUUAGACAUGCAAAAACAAGUGUUAAGAGUUCUCCAACCAGGUUUUUAGUUAUGCUGGUGGGGGAGCGGAGGGGAGGGUACCCCCUUUUUUUUUUUUUUGGUUCUGUUUGUUGUUUUUUUAACUGCGUUUCACUGGGAGGUAGUAUUCAGUUGAGUAGUUUGUUUGGAGGUCACAUUCAUUGUAGAAAAAGUCCCCCCCCCCCCCCCCCAAAGCAGCAUUUUUGUUUCGGUGCAGUGGAGAGAGCUCGUGCACAUCAUCAUGUAUCCCGUGGAAGCUGGUUCUCCCGAUUGUGAGCUUUCUAGAGACGUGUUCACGGACAGCCGGUUUUGGGGAUUUCAGUUCUUGUGGUUGAGCUGCAGGAGGUUGCAGGCAAAAUGGCAGAGAACGAUUUUGACCAGAAUUGUUGCGCACUCGACACCGAGCAGACGGCAGAGUUGCAAAUGACAAUCGGUCGAGGACUUAAUUCUCAUUUCUUCCGUGGCGCUCCCCCCCCCCCCCCCCCGGGUUUUGAUGACAUCUCAACAUGUCUCAUUCACCAGGGAUCUUUUUGUGAUUUGCGUGCGCUUCGUACGCUCGCGAACGCUGACAUGCUCGGUGCCUUGAAAUUCUUCCUUCCGUGUGUUGUUCUCACACAGGCACUUGUUUAUACCUUCCCUAUCACUUUAGCUGCUCGUAAAUGUCUAAACCUGCAACCCGAUGUUGUUUAUUCGCAGCAGGUUAGCCCGCUGAUGUUAGCAUUUAGCUCAAAGCACUAAUUGCACAGUUUCUAGCGUAGCUGUGGGGUUUUCUGCGUUUUCUGGGUCUGUCGUUGCCAUCUGGUGGCGAAGCGCGGUAUGUCACACAUAGCCUCCAUAGCACAUCAUUUACCUUGCGAUGCCUUAAAUUCAAGACGGAUUGUCCGGAUAAAAGUGAUAUUGGUUACACUUUGUAAUGUCUUAGCUUGGAGUCGGUUGUAUCGAUUGCACCGCCACGGCAGAGAAUUCAGACUUUUAAGACGAAGAAGUGUGGUGUUGGGGAACAAUUUAAUGGUGCUAUGCUCUCCCUUUGCUGCGGCCUCCAGGCCUUCUGUUUGUAGAAAGACUGAAAAUCCUACUUUAGUUUUGACAAAAAGUACUUCAAAUGUCUUCUGUAGCCCGGGUACUCCAACGCCUCUGAAGAGGUGCAUAUGAGCGAGUGUUUUGAGUUGCCAAAAGAAAGACUUCUCAGCAGUGAUGCGUGUGUGUGUGUGUGUAAAAGGAUGUUCCUGAUGUGAAUCUCUGUUUGUGGGGACUGGUUUGUGUUUUAGUUCAGAACCACGGCAAGAUCCAGCUGUUUGCACCCAAAGUUCUUGUCUACUUUCGGUAGUUUGUGUAAUUUAUCAAACCUUUUUGAGAAAUAUUUAUUUUUAUAAGCCUAGUGCAAAUGUUUAAAAAAGUGACUUGACCAAAAGACAGUGAACAAAAACACUGGCACAUGAAUGUUGGAUGUCAUUGGUACGAGUGAAAAUUUCUAUUUUUCUGGGGUAGUGUGAGCUUUUUAAUAACGGCGUAAUAGGCUCUCUCUGAGUCCGUCGCGUGACGAGCUGGAACGGCACACUCUCGCCGAACCGUUAGCUCGAACGGCAUCGGCGCUCGCAGACGUGACGCGCGGAGAGAAACCGAUUACCCCGAAAGUCUCAUUGGACUCCGUAUCAGAUCCGCCAACCUGUUUGUACAACAGGUUCCGAUGCCAAUCGUGACGACGACGAUGAUAACAACACACCAUUAGCAGCCAUUUUCAAUUGGCCCCCAAAAAAUUUAAAUUUGAAAGAAUUCCACCAAAUAUGCCAAGGUUUGGAUUAAAUUGUAAGAAUCAAAAACCAUUUUGUAAGAAAAAAGAAAAACAAAAAACAAACAUGCAGUACAAACAUGUCCAGAUUCGCGCCAAGUCAGUUUUGUUGUCGUCGUUCAUUUGUUUUGACACUUUUCCUUCCUGUUAAUACCUGUCGUGUGAUUGUCUAUCAAGUGGGGAUGUUCAAAGUCUGUAACACAGAAGUAAGUGUGCUUCUAUUGCUAUGUUCUUGUGAUCUGCAUAUUUUCAGGCACGGCGCGCUCACUGCCGAGCGUCCGGCCAGUCAGGAAAUGGGCGAACGAUGUACGGUGAUACCAUUCGAUCUCGUUUUCCGUUUCACUGUCGUAGCUCUUCUGCCUUUGUGGUCCAGAAUGCACAUUCCCCAUCGGUGGCACGUCAAAGAUAUGCAGCCUUUUCUAUUCCCAACUUUGUAAAUGCGAGUUGACGGCCCUUUAAGUUGUUUACAAAUGGCAACCUGGGGAGGAAGAAAAUACCCUACAGAGAGCCAACUGAGGUGAUACGGCGACAGCAAACACUUUUGGGUUUUAUUCGGUAAGGUGAUUGAUUGCGAGGAAAUCUCAGUUGUACUCCCAGUGUGUGUGAAGCCUGAUGUUGCCCCAUGACUGACUGGCCAGACAGUUCAGCGUGGACACACGGCGCCACCAGCCUGCUAGUUAGUAUUUGCUUUAUGUAUUAGUUUAGCAGUUGUGCACGAUGAGGAGCACUAAAGGAAAAAAACAAAAAAAAACUAUUGUGCAUCCAUUGUGAUUUUACCACAAUUAAAGGUUUGGAUUUGCAAAACUAA